AUGAAGUUUAUGAAACUUGGAUCGAAGCCUGAUUCAUUUCAGAUUGAUGGGGACAGGUUAGUUGCUCCAGCUAUUCUCGCUGGUUUAGGUGCCUUAGCACAUACAUUGGGUACCCUCGUCCUUAUGAUAGAAGCAAGUGGGUUUGCUGCAGCUGCAGCUACAACUGCUUUAGGAACUGUUAUCCAGAUUGCUUUGGCCUUUUUAACAUUGGGAUUACUAAGUUCAAGAGAAGUAGAAUGUGCAAGACACGGACACACAAAACUGUUUGAUUUCCCGGCAAUAAAUUGUCGCAAACACAGUGCAGUUUUGACAGAAUUUGGAGGCAAAGGAGAUGGAAAAACAUCAAACACGAAGGCAUUUCAAUCUGCAAUUAGUCAACUAAGCCGGUUGGCAUCGGAUGGAGGAGCACAACUCAUUGUACCGCCCGGUAAAUGGCUCACCGGAAGCUUCAAUCUUACCAGCCAUUUCACUCUUUACAUCCACAAGGAGGCCGUUAUUCUUGCAUCUCAGGAUGAGUCCGAAUGGCCUGUUGUUAGUCCGCUGCCUUCCUAUGGGAGAGGAAGAGAUGCCCCUGGCGGAAGGUUCAACAGUCUAAUUUUUGGGACAAAUCUCACUGAUGUCGUUAUUACUGGUGGAAAUGGGACAAUCGAUGGAAAAGGUGCGUACUGGUGGGACAAGUUCAAAACGAAUCAAUUGAAAUACACAAGGCCUUACCUGAUUGAGAUUAUGUAUUCACAACAAGUUCAAAUUUCUGACCUUACUUUAAUCAACUCUCCUUCCUGGCAUGUCCAUCCCGUUUACAGCAGGGAUAUAAUAAUCCAAGGGCUCACAAUCCUUGCCCCAACUGAUUCUCCCAACACAGAUGGAAUAAACCCAGAUUCUUGCUCAAAUAUACGCAUUGAAGACUGUUACAUAGUCUCAGGGGACGACUGUAUUGCAGUGAAAAGUGGCUGGGACCAAUAUGGAACAUCAUUUGGAAUGCCAACUCAGCACCUCCUCAUCCGGAGGCUCACAUGCAUCUCCCCUGACAGCGCCGUAAUCGCUCUCGGCAGUGAGAUGUCCGGCGGCAUCCAAGACGUUAGAGCCGAAGACAUCAUAGGCAUCAAUUCCCAAUCAGGUGUCAGAAUCAAAACCGCUGUGGGGAGAGGGGCUUAUGUGAAGGACAUCUAUGUGAAAGGAAUGAAAAUGUACACCAUGAAGUAUGUGUUUUGGAUGACAGGCAAUUACGGGUCACAUCCAGAUAAAGGAUUUGACCCAAAAGCAUUUCCUGUCAUCCAAAACAUAAAUUACAGAAACAUAUUCGCUCAGAAUGUUUCGAUGCCAGCUGACCUUGAAGGAAUACAGGAUCAUCCCUUUACAGGGAUUUGCAUUUCAAAUGCAAAUAUCAAUUUGUCCGCUAAGCCGAAGAAAGUCCUCUGGAAUUGCAGUAACAUUGCUGGUGUUUCAAGUAAAGUCAAUCCUCAACCUUGCAAUCUGUUGCCCAAUAAGGUGUCUGCGUCCUGUGACUUCCCUCCUGAUACGUUGCCUAUUGACAAUGUAAAGUUGAAGAUUUGUUCCGGUAGUGGCACCUACAUUUAA
Camellia sinensis is the source of this 1578-nucleotide messenger RNA. RefSeq names its product putative polygalacturonase. Gene Ontology annotation, molecular function: polygalacturonase activity. The record is from RefSeq and is a predicted model, not a curated record. Gene Ontology annotation, biological process: carbohydrate metabolic process. NCBI's taxonomy places the organism in Eukaryota, Viridiplantae, Streptophyta, Magnoliopsida, Ericales, Theaceae.